UACCCUUGUUGGAGGACAAUUUGCGACAAGGUAAUUUUGGAACUUGAAAAGUAUAACAAUAUUACAGAAUCUAUGUAACGUCAGAUACCAAGUUUUAAAGGAAGGGAAAAUGGAAUCAAAAGGAUGUCAAGAUCUCAAUUUGUCACACGUUUCAGCGGACAUUUUGUGCGAAUUUCUGGAAGUGGCAGUUCAUCAGAUCUUGUACAUCAGGGAGCUCUACCCUCUUGGAAUCUUUGAAAGGAAACAGAAAUACAAUGUUCCUGUUCAGCUAUCCCAUCAUCCGGAGCUGAAUCAGUACAUAACAGAUGCUGUUAUGGGUAUCAAACCACAUGUUAUCAAGGAUGAAGUCCAAUGUGUUACUGUUGUUAUUUUGAAUUCCAAACACAUUGCUGUUGAAAGAUUCGUCUUUGAGAUUGCCAGGCCCUCAACAAAGAAAGUUGAUAGCAUAGAGAAUCGGCUGGAGAGACUAGAGCAGAGUCUAAGAGCUUUUUUACUGAGGCUGAAUACGUGUGAUGCCGUCUUGCAUUCACUUCCAAGAGAUUGCACGUUUUCUUUACUGGUUUACACAAAGGGAUCUGCAACAAUGGAGUCACAUGAUAGGCAACUUUUACAGGAGUUUCCCUGGAUAGAGGCUGAUGAUCACAUGUGUACUAUGGAUGAUGCAACCCUUGUUCCACUCAAAGCUGUCUCGUCAGAUCUCUUGAAGAUGCAGUUGUACGUUGAAGAAGCCCCAUCCAAGUUGGAUGUCAGGUGACACUGCGUGCCUUGCGAACAAUAGAGGGCACUGUUUACCCGGAUAUGCCGUCAGCUGGUGUGUCAUCUUUACCACGUCAAAAGGGGACAAAUAGUAAUGUAUUGCAUAGUUUAAGGCCGAGUCAUUACUGGAUUUUCUUUUACUGACGACUGCUUGUGAUUUUUCUAUGGAAAUCCAUCAGUGUCGGAAUUUUUUCACCAGGA
Messenger RNA from Lytechinus variegatus (green sea urchin), 957 nucleotides. RefSeq names its product mitotic spindle assembly checkpoint protein MAD2B-like. The transcript has 8 exons. Gene Ontology annotation, cellular component: zeta DNA polymerase complex. NCBI's taxonomy places the organism in Eukaryota, Metazoa, Echinodermata, Echinoidea, Temnopleuroida, Toxopneustidae. The record is from RefSeq and is a predicted model, not a curated record. Bases 110 to 754 code for a protein of 214 amino acids.